UAUCUUCAGAAAGGAGAGACACAAUGUCUUAUCGCCUGCAUUUUAUCUGAUUUUGAUUGGGAAUUCAAGCUAUGUUUCUUAUUCUGUUGAAGACAUAGUGAAACCAGACAAAGGAUCUCAAGGUGUCAAACAAACCUGCAUAGUAGCUGAAGAAUAUCAUUGCCUACUUCUGUUAUUUUCCCCUAUUUCUUUCACAGAUUAAACAGGAUCUAACAUGUCCACUGAGGCACAAAGAGUUGAUGACAGUCCAAGCACUAGUGGAGGAAGUUCUGAUGGAGACCAACGUGAAAGUGUUCAGCAAGAACCAGAAAGAGAACAAGUUCAGCCCAAGAAAAAGGAAGGAAAAAUAUCCAGCAAAACAGCUGCUAAAUUGUCAACGAGUGCUAAAAGAAUUCAGAAGGAACUUGCAGAGAUUACAUUGGACCCUCCUCCCAACUGUAGAUGCCAGAAAUCCAGAACAGAGGGAUGCAGAGUGUAUGUCAUAGCCAGGAGUGCUGGACCCAAAGGAGACAACAUUUAUGAAUGGAGGUCAACUAUAUUGGGACCCCCAGGAUCUGUCUAUGAAGGAGGGGUGUUCUUUCUUGACAUUACCUUUUCACCAGACUAUCCGUUUAAACCCCCUAAGGUUACCUUCCGAACAAGAAUCUAUCACUGUAAUAUUAACAGCCAGGGUGUCAUCUGUCUGGAUAUCCUAAAGGACAACUGGAGUCCAGCCCUAACCAUUUCUAAAGUUCUCCUCUCCAUCUGCUCACUUCUUACAGAUUGCAACCCUGCUGACCCUCUGGUGGGCAGCAUUGCCACACAGUACAUGACCAACAGAGCAGAGCACGACCGGAUGGCCAGACAGUGGACCAAGCGGUAUGCCACAUAGGGGCCUGCUGCUUGCUGCCCCCGCCGGACCUGUGCAAGCACAUUCACCAAGUGCAUCAAUAGCCCUACCCACCCCUCCAGACCUCGGUUCUUAUUUUCUUAUUUUUAUUAAAUUUUGAACCUUUUUCUGAUGGUAUGUCAUCCAUCCCCCCACUCCCUUCCUUCUCCCUCCCUCUUCUUCCUCCUUUUCCUUGCCUCUUCCCUCCACCACCACCCCUUCUCAAUUUAUUCCCUUUCCUGAUUUCUAUUAACUUGAAAGAUUUGGGUUGGUUUUUUUUUUUUUCCCACCUCAACAUGGAUGGGAACUUUUGUUUUCAGUGCAAACGAUGUUGGAUCUGUAAUAGUAAGAGCUUUCUUACAAAGCUUUGUAUUACUGUGUGGUUUUGUUUUUUGUUGUUUGUUUUAUUUUGAUUUUUUUUCCUUUUAUGUGAUCUUUGGGAAAACACGAAUUCAGAAUUAUAUCUCAUUUCUACUUAAAUGUAGUGCUUAGGGUUAAUUUUUUGUACUGAAGUCUUUAUUGGUGGGUGCAUGCUACUGGGAACAAGUUUUUUGUACAAAAGCUUCAAUCAGAAUCACUGUGCAUUACUGAGACUCUGUUUAUCACUAGCCUUCUGUCCCCCACACAGAAGACUGUUGGAUUGAACAAAAUAAUAUGUAUUUUGAUUUACUUAAAGUGCUUGUAAAUUUCUUAGGGACCUGCCACUUUUGACUGUGGAUCAGUUGAUGUACACUUGUAUUAUUAAAGCACUCAAUAAAUCACUGUGGCUGAUAAAUGCA
This is a messenger RNA of Canis lupus familiaris (dog), 1647 nucleotides long. It is a transcript of the gene UBE2E2, whose product is annotated as ubiquitin conjugating enzyme E2 E2. Gene Ontology annotation, biological process: protein polyubiquitination. Gene Ontology annotation, molecular function: ubiquitin conjugating enzyme activity. Gene Ontology annotation, cellular component: nucleus. The record is from RefSeq and is a predicted model, not a curated record. Lineage: Eukaryota; Metazoa; Chordata; Mammalia; Carnivora; Canidae. The transcript has 8 exons. Bases 215 to 871 code for a protein of 218 amino acids.